Messenger RNA from Cuscuta epithymum, 1460 nucleotides. NCBI's taxonomy places the organism in Eukaryota, Viridiplantae, Streptophyta, Magnoliopsida, Solanales, Convolvulaceae. The record is from the annotation of a GenBank genome assembly.
AUUUAAUUUCCUUAAUACAAUUGUGAUCUGAGCCUAUAUUUUAUCUCAAAGCUUUGAGGUUAAAGUCACAUCUUCCUGGACUUGUGUACAUAUCAUAUAUACACAUAUAUUUUGUUCUAAAUAAUUAAGAAUGAAUCGCAUGCGUAAUCAUCAUUUUUAUUGUUAUUUGUGCUACCAAUGUUAUGAGGGGUUCCGCUCUCCUAAUGAAGUCACCUCAUGCCAUCAAUGUCAUUCUCAAUCUUUGUAUGAGAUUCAAAGCAUUACAUUCUACCUUGGGGAUAUCGAAAACCAUCGAGCACCCCCGCUAGUUGGGCAAUGGCAGUCGAGAUAUCACAAAAGGGCAGAUCCAUUGGUAAUGUUUCAGCGGCCUGGAAAUGUGAUUUGUUUAAUAUGGCGAGGAAAAGGUGAGCAACCCCGAACCACUGGAUGGAAAGGUGGGCCGGGGCAGCUUCAAACCGCCAUUGAACAGGUAAUGAAAUGCGGUCAAUUGUAUUGGUGCUACCAUUGUCGUAAACUAGGUCAUACAAGAGAAACCAAUGGCGUCGAAUCAAUAAUGACUCCUCUUACUCCUACAACUCCUGAGAUCAUGCGAUGUCAUGAAUGCUUAGGUGAAAGAGCAGUCAGAUUCAUGGAUGCGACAAUUGACAACCAUGACCCCAUUUAUUGGUGCUAUGGAUGUCGUAAACCUUAUUAUGUUGGAGGAAUAGUCCAAUCCUCUUCCUCUUCCUCUUCCUCCUCAUCCUCUUCUGAGCCGUUCUGUCCUCGGUGUAGGGGCGAGCAUCUCAUGUCACGGGUGCGAAUGCAAAGGAGCCUCAUCAUCCACGGGGAUGCCGAAACAGACUCACCAACCGACGGUACAAGUACUGAAUUUAGCUGGUCUGCGAAACCUUUAAGCCACGCGUGGUGGGUGCAAGACCAAAGAGAGUAUUUUUGGGGUCGUGAUGCAGCGCUGGGUCAAGUGCAACUCAAUCACAUCCUAGGAACAAUACAUGAGAAAGAACCUUGUCCUCCUCGAGGCGGCAGCCCGCCCACCGCGGAACUAGCGAAUGCGACAACCGCCGGUGCUGCUAGCAAUUCGGAAUCACAUCGGGCACCCGACCAAGAGGUCCAAGAAAGUAGAACAUGUUUGGAAGAGCUGAGCGGGAAGGGAAUGAAAGGUUGCUCAAACCUAAACCUAAACCUAGGAGGAGAUGGAGGAUUAAAGUUGUUGGCGUUGGUGGCUGCUUUUAUUGGUGGCCUUUUAUUAGAGCGUAUAUGCUCCUUAAAAUUGAAUUGGUGAAGACUGGUGGUCCUUCUACAUAGUACAUACAUGCACACGAGCUCGUGCAGUCAUGCCCCUAGUUUAAUUUAUGUACAUAUAUUAUAUAUUCAUGGAAUUAUAUUGAUCGAAUAUAUUGUACGUCGUUCUAAGCGAGUUUAUAUUACAUAUAAGUAUGUAACCCUUAUCAAACACAAUAAAA